CGACCACAACGCUGCGUGUACUCAAGGGUCAAGAAGCAAACCAGUCAAUCAGAAGUCGUUAACAUGAUCGUGCCAGAGACCUUACUGCUGCUGAAGUUGAUAACGAUGCUGCUGGUAGUCAGUGUUGAUUCAAGGGUGCUUAAUAAAGAUUCGUUGGAACGUAUCAGCUGUGACAUACCCGGACAGUUGAAGGCGGGACAUUGCACGGCAGACAGGAACUGUGUGACCUAUCAGAAGAUUGUGAAUGACAGUGCGUUGAAUUUGAUCGAGCGGGAAGAUUUCAUCCAGCGGUUGCAGUGCGGAAGGUACGAUGGAUCGGAGGUUUGCUGUUCGGACAGCGAUCGAUACCAGUUGGGAGACUACGAAGAUGCUGCGGUGUGUGGUCAAGCGGCGUACAGCUUCCGUAUUCGUGGUGGUACAAUAGCUGAUAUCGAUGAGUUUCCCUGGAUGGCAAUGCUGUUGAAGCAACAGAAAAAAACGAGAUCCCUGUAUUAUCAUUGUGGAGGCGUUCUCAUUGGUAGGAGUUUUGUUCUGCCGGCAGAUCAUUGCAUUGUGAAGAAGACCGGUGAAUCAAAACAGGAUCAACUAUGAGUCUCAUCGUCGCCCUCUGGUUACCAUAGCCGGUCGCACUCCAGACGAAUCUAGAACCGAACCACCAUUCAUAGUAGUGACAACGCUCUGAUGAGACAACGAAACCUCACUCCCAAGCUCCUUGCCUGAUCUUAUCCAUCGACAAUGUACCCCUCUAACCUCGGGUAAGCCGCGAGUA
Messenger RNA from Ochlerotatus camptorhynchus, 769 nucleotides. Its product is annotated as CLIP domain-containing serine protease B8-like. The record is from RefSeq and is a predicted model, not a curated record. Gene Ontology annotation, molecular function: serine-type endopeptidase activity. NCBI's taxonomy places the organism in Eukaryota, Metazoa, Arthropoda, Insecta, Diptera, Culicidae. Gene Ontology annotation, biological process: proteolysis. The coding region runs from base 64 to 591 and encodes 175 amino acids. The transcript is spliced from 4 exons.